Messenger RNA from Dentiscutata heterogama, 713 nucleotides. Lineage: Eukaryota; Fungi; Glomeromycota; Glomeromycetes; Diversisporales; Gigasporaceae. The record is from the annotation of a GenBank genome assembly.
AAAAGAUUUUGAAACAACAUGAAGAUGUGUUAGACGAGAAAUGGAAAGAACCAAAUGAUGGAGGAUUACGUGGGGAAUGGGUUCAUGUUAAUGAAAAAAAUUGUGAAGCUGAUAAUGUGGUUUUAUAUUUGCAUGGUGGUGCAUUUCGUUUCGGUUCUUCUAAAAUUGCUAGAACGUUUACAUUCAAAUUGGCUGAGUCUGCUAAUUCUCGUGUUUUUGCACUUGAUUAUCGCCUUUCGCCAGAAAAUCAAUUUCCAGCUGCUCUUUGUGAUUCUAUCGCUGCGUAUUUAUAUCUUAUAAAUCCUGGACCAGAAGCUGGAUUUGAACCGAUCAAUCCUAAAAAAAUUGUAUUGUCUGGCGAGAGUGCAGGUGGCACUUUGGUUUUUGCAUUGCUCUUAUUUUUAAGGGAUGCUGGAUUACCUUUGCCAGGGGGUUCUAUUGCAUUGUCACCAUGGGUUGAUUUAACACAAAGUAUGCCGUCCGCAUGGAGUGCUGAAAUAGAUAAAAUAGAUUAUAUACCUUCAAAACUAGGCCUUUUUGAUCUUGGUCCUCUGUCACCUAUCACGGAGGAAUAUUUCGCCAAUGCAAAAGCUCUAGCUGAUAAAAUCGCUCUAAAAAAGCCUACAAUCGUUAGUCAUCCCUCUUUUACUGAAGUACCUCGCUUCCACCCUUAUUGUGCUAAUGAAGCACUUGCAAUUCCUUAUGUUAGGCAA